This is a messenger RNA of Prunus armeniaca (apricot), 2562 nucleotides long. The record is from the annotation of a GenBank genome assembly. Lineage: Eukaryota; Viridiplantae; Streptophyta; Magnoliopsida; Rosales; Rosaceae.
AUGGAUUUGGUAGCUCACUGUAAGGGAAAGUUGGUAUCUUUUCGAAUCAAAGAGCUCAAGGAUGUUCUGACCCAGCUGGGUCUUCCAAAGCAAGGGAGGAAACAGGAUCUGGUCGAGAGAAUCUUAGCAUUAGUUUCAGGUGAAGAAACAUCCAAUACACGCCAUUUGUCAAAGGAAAAAUUCAUUGAGAAGAAAGAAGUAGCAGAAAUAAUUAAUGAAGCUUACAGAAAAAUGCAGGUUACACCGUCAACUGAUUCUGCUUCAAAGGAACAGAGUGGUUCAGAUACCUGCAGUGUGAAGCCUAAAAAGGAAGUUAAGAAUUUUAGUGAUACACAUGCGAAGAUUUGCUGUCCCUGUGGAAGUUCUUUGUCUACUGAGGCAAUUAUACAGUGUGUGGACCCAAGGUGUCAAGUGCAGCAACAUGUUCGCUGUGUUAUUAUGCCAGAGAAAACAACGGAUUGCAAUCUACCAGUCCAGCCUCUCUUCUACUGUGAAAUGUGUCGUCUCAAACGUGCAGAUCCUUUUUGGGUGACUGAGGUAGAUCUACUAUCUCCGGUGAAAUUAGUGGCUUCAAAUAUUCCAAUUGAUGGUGCAAAUCCUACUCAGAAUGUGGAGAAGACAUUUCAACUUUCCAGAGCCAAUAAAGAUCUACUUCAGGAUAAUGAAUAUGAUGUUCAGGCUUGGUGUAUGCUUCUCAAUGAUAGUGUUCCAUUUAGGAUGCAAUGGCCACAGUUUGCAGAUUUACAGGUCAACGGUAUGAGUGUUAGGACAGUUAAUAGGCCGGAACAUCAAUUGUUAGGUGCUAAUGGUCGUGAUGAUGGAGCAUUAAUCACAUUAUGCCUUGUGUAUGGAAUCAAUAAGAUUUCAUUAUCAGGGUGUGAUAAGCGUGCUUUCUGUUUCGGUGUCAGACUUGUCAAGCGACGUACAGUUCAGCAGGUUCUCAACUUGAUUCCUAAAGAAGAAGAUGGGGAGCUUUUUGAAGAUGCACUUGCGCGAGUUUGUCGUUGCAUUGGUGGUGGGCCUGCUAAGGCACCCGAAGAUAGUGACAGUGAUUUGGAAGUGAUUUCAGACUCAGUAUCAGUAAAUCUCCGAUGCCCUAUGAGUGGCUGUCGAAUGAAGGUAGCUGGCAGAUUCAAACCUUGUGUCCACAUGGGUUGCUUUGAUCUUGAAACUUUUGUGGAGCUAAACCAACGCUCUAGGAAGUGGCAAUGCCCUGUAUGCCUCAAGAACUACUCCUUGGAGGACAUCAUCAUCGACCGCUACUUCAAUCGCAUUACAAUGAUGAUGCUAAAGUGUGGGGAAGACAUAACAGAGAUCAAUGUGAAGCCAGAUGGUUCUUGGAGUGCAAAGACCAAAGGCGAGUUUAAUGAUCUUGCACAAUGGCAUUCGCCUGAUGGAUCUUUAUGUGCUGGUAUGAAUUUGGAAACCUCAAGGCAGUUCAAGCUGGAAUCUUGUACAAACGAACAUAGUGGAUUUAUGCAUAAUCCUUGUGGGGUUACGGAAGUUAGUGGACAUCAGCAUGGCCCAUUAGAGGAAGAGUUUGAGGUUUGCAGUCAAAAUGUGAUAACAAUGAGCAGCAGUGCCACAGGAAGUGGUAGAGAUGAUGAAGGUAUGAACCAGAACUGCAAUGUCUCCGCCAACGAUGACAACGAAAUCAACUCAGCUUCUCGUAAUUUUGACCCAAGAUUUGCAAUUAUGAACGAUGGUUCUGCUCAAGCUGGGAAUGCUGAUAUCAUUAUUCUUAGUGACUCUGAAGAAGAAGAUGUCCACUUGGUUUCUCCUGGAACUGUCUACAAUACUUUGCCAGUAGGUGGCAGUGGGUGUUCUCUGUCUGUACCUCCUGGCUUUUCAGGCUCAUAUGCACAAGAUCCAUCUCUGAAAGUGUGUGCAAGCUCUUCUUUGGGUCUCUUUAAUGAAACUGGAAAUGAUAUUGGGAUGUCUCAGUAUCAAUAUCCUUCAGGCACUGAAGCAGAUCCUGGGUUCCAGUUAUUUGGUACAGAUUCAGAUAUUUCAGAUGCUUUCAUUGAUUUGGAGCAGACAGAAGUUGCCCAUUCAGCUCCAACAAAUGGUAACACAUUGGUCUUGGAGGAAAUUCUAAAUCCAAGCAGACAGGUUUUAAACUCGUCUGGUUCCCAUGCCAAUGCUCACUUGGAUAACAGCUUGGUUGAUGAUCCUUUGGCCUUUGUUAGUGAGGACGGCUCACUACAAAAUUUUCUUCCAACUCAGCCCUCUGGUUUGUUGGAGCAAUCUGAUUCUGGACAACAUCCAGAUUCAAAUGGAAUUAAUACUGAGGAUUGGAUGUCUCUUAGACUUGGUAGUAUUGGUGAAAUUGUCCCCAAUGAUAUUGAGGCCUGCACUGAAUCUGCAAAGACAAAUGAACUACGUUUGAGAAACCAAAGUGGAUCAGAUAAAGGAGAAGCAAACAUCUUCAUUUUUGUAAAUUCAAGGUUUCAGCCAUGUGCAAAGCUGAUUGACCGUAAUGUAACUGUAUUUCUUUUCUACUUGGUGAUAUUGUUGAAGGUGCAGGUUCGACUUGCUCCUCCUGCAAUGAUUUUGCACUGA